UUUGUGAGCAACGCAACGUAACGCAAGGCAGCGAUAUAUUAUUGAACGGCUCGACGUAGCGAAUGACGGGUUUAACCAUGUUGAUUCUAUAAACAGCCCCUAUGUGUAUCAGUUCAAUUGAAAACAGAAUUCAAGUGAAAAACAACAGUGCGAUUCGAAAAUCGACAAAAUAACAUAAACAUAAAAAGUUUCGAAUACGAAAAUCAACUAUAUGAUUCAAUUUAUUUAAGCCGACUGACAAGCACCGCUGGGACUCUGGGAAAAUGUAUUAGACGAGCAAGGCGAAAUACUUGGCUGAAAAUGUUGCAACGCCCGCAUUGGCAUUUGGCCACAUAACGCUACCCCCAUUCAGCAUCCUGUGAGUCCGAGAGUUGAGUGUUUAAAGCAUGGCGACGGCCACAUCAAUGGAACUCAUCAGCUGCCUGGUGCUGCUGCUCGGCCUGCUUAUCCACAGCGGCUACUGCAUAGACUGCUUCAAGUGCGUUUCGUAUAACGGCGCCAAUAGAGCGUGCGAUGAUCCGUUUCAUAAUAAUUAUUCCACCGCCAUACUCGAGUCGCCCUGUAUGGGCGGUCGCAAGGGUCGCGAUGGCCUCUUCCCCGCAACGGCCUGCAUUAAAAUCGCCGGCUAUUAUGAUGACACCGGUGAGACGAUAACAGUGCGAGGCUGCGCCCUGGACAGUGGCACACUCACAACAGACACGGAGCUCAUAAGAAUGUCGCAUUGUGGUAAAUUCUACUAUGACAACAGAUACGUACACGGCUGUCUUCAGAGCUGCAGUGAUGCGGAUGCCUGCAAUGGCAGCCACCCAAAGGACGUCGAAUCCGUGCUACUUAGCAUCGCCCUGCUGCUCUUGGGGGCUGCAAGGUAGCAGUAAGAGCAGCAAC
Drosophila novamexicana is the source of this 885-nucleotide messenger RNA. RefSeq lists its product as uncharacterized. The record is from RefSeq and is a predicted model, not a curated record. The transcript has 7 exons. Lineage: Eukaryota; Metazoa; Arthropoda; Insecta; Diptera; Drosophilidae. Bases 387 to 869 code for a protein of 160 amino acids.